UUAAACAUUUGCAUCACUAGAAACCGGCCCACUUGCAUAAUUGUCCAUCACGAAAGCCCAUAAAAAGAGCCCAUUUGCAACGACAACAUUCUCACCCAAACUUGAAACUUCAAACUUGAAACUUGAAACUACAAACCCUCAUCAUCUCGGAGCUAUGAGUUUGUCUUUGUUACAGGGCUAUUCAUCUCCAGAAGAAGAAGAAGAACAAGAUAAGCAACCAUACCUCACCUCCGACGAAGACGAAGACGAAGACCUACACAGCCCCAACAAACACGUUUCCGGUGACCCUACAACCGGCAACGAUUUCAAUAAGCCCUUGUUCGAUCCACCCAAUCCCUCGUCAUCUUCUUCGCUUCCUUCUGCACUCGAUGCAUUUUCUGAAAUUUCAAGACCACCACAGUUUCUAAACAACUCUGUUGGAGAAUCGGCAUCAGCAGACAAAGAUAACGAUAGUCAACUAUGGCGCCAUGGUCAUCGGAGAAACCGUAGAGAUAAAAAUGGCAUGCCUGCAGGGGCUGUAUUGCAGGCUAAAGCUCAGUUAGUUGGAAUUCGUGAUAGGGUAAGCAGUGAUGCCUCUAAUGCAACUUCAACCGAGUCCGUAGGAUCUGCAAAACGUGUCAUGACUGCAACUAAUCCGAAUGCAGAGGAUGCUGCAGAUCUUUUGAGGAUGUGUGUGCAAUGUGGGAUACCGAAAACAUUUUCUAAUGCAAGAGGGAUGGUGUGCCCCGUGUGUGGAGACCGCCCAAUCAAAGAGACGGAGGAAUCAAAGAAGAAAGGAUCUAUGAUUAAAGACAAGGAAAAGAAUAAACGAAUGAAAGGCCAGUCAUCACACGCGACAUGGAAGAGUGAAACAGAAAUGCAGCUUCGACAACAGUUUGAUUAGCAGAAGUUAGUUCUCGAGCCUGUCGGUUUGUGAUGUAUGAUCUAUUUUAUAUUGAAGUGAGAUCUUUUUGAGUUUAGAAUUUUUAUUAUAAAGAGUUUGUUGCAUGUAUUAUCUUGUAACCUGAUUGUCCCAUUAGCCUUGUAAGCUAUGACAUGAUUUUACUCUAUUCCAACACUUUUCAGCAAAAUAAUUAAAACUUGAAUGCUUCAUAAA
Helianthus annuus (common sunflower) is the source of this 1096-nucleotide messenger RNA. RefSeq lists its product as uncharacterized. Bases 155 to 883 code for a protein of 242 amino acids. Lineage: Eukaryota; Viridiplantae; Streptophyta; Magnoliopsida; Asterales; Asteraceae. The record is from RefSeq and is a predicted model, not a curated record. The transcript has 4 exons.